UUUUCCAGACGAAAAUGGCUGCCUCUCUCAUCUAAACCUCUGCUCAAAGGAUUAAAUGAGCGCAGAAUAAGCAGCAGAACCGGCGCUCCCGACCCGACCCGAUGCUGCUGGACACCGGGCUGUAGUUUGCGCUGCGGCCUCACGAACAUGUUGUGGUUGUCAGAGACGGAAAAUGUAUACGAGUCGAAAUUAACCCUUUGCUGCCCAACAUCCACCAACAAAUGAGAAAAUGAUGCAUCAAGUGACCAGCAGCAACAGUGACUAUUGCAUGAGUGGCCUGGCAGAGGACUGUCACCCAGCCAGCCACUUUGACUUAUGUAGCACGCAGUCCAACAAAUUCUACCCCUCUCCAACAAACCCAAGCUUGCAGCUGUCUCUCGCCGGCCUCGCCCCCUUGCCACAGGGCAUGCACAAAGCCAUGGCGUGCCAAAUGCAAGACGCCCAGAACGACUUCCAGACUCAGACGGCAAGAAUCCGUGGCAGUGAGGCUGCAGGGCCUGAUGGCUCCAAAAAGAAGAAAGGCAUAGUGAAGUCAGGACGGAGAGGGAGACCAUCAGGCACCACAAAGUCUGCCGGUUACCGUACGAGUACUGGACGGCCGCUCGGAACAACUAGAGCAGCUGGGUUCAAAACCAGCCCGGGGAGGCCCCUUGGUACCACCAAAGCAGCAGGAUACAAGGUCAGCCCCGGUAGGCCGCCCGGCAGCAUCAAGAGUCUCGCCCGGCUCAAGAAGCUGGAGUUCGGUUGUGACAGCAGCAAGAAACUUGACUUUAGCAACUGCAGUGUUCCCAAGAAACUGGACUUCACUGGCUGUGAUGUUCCACCUUUUCCGUACACCAUGAUGGAGAAAAGAGACCUCUGUGAGCCCAGUAGCAAAGUGGACGAGUCCAGAGAAUAGUUCAUUGGGUGCAUCCGGCCAGAGGACGCUAAGGAAACAUUUCUCUCAAAUGUUCUAGGAAGUAACUUUGUCGUUAAGAAAUGGCUCUGACUGAGUUUUCACUGUAAAGUGUUUGGCAUUGUAUUCAUCUUCUCAUAAUAAAGAACUGAAUCAGAAGUAUGCUAUUGCAAUUUGGCAGAGAUGCAUGCAUCACACCAAUAAGUAUAUUCAAAAAACGUAUUUAUCAGUUUGUCGUUCAAACCUCACUGUAGAGUGGAUCUUUUUUUUCCCUCUAGCAUUUUGUUCCUCUGAUUAGUGACACGUUCUUAUUCUGCUUUGACAUUUCUAUGGCCGAGUUCUUGUGACAUUUUCUACAUUUAUAAAAAUGAAAUUGCAAUAUUGUUCAAACGGCCGAUGAAAUCUUUUCCUGAGCAUAAACGUGGAUGUGUAAUUGUCGUCUGUGUUGUGGGAACCUUUUUUUAAACGAGCUCGAACUGCAAAAACUCGAUGCAUUAUAUCCCUUUCGAACGCAGUAUUUGUUAUUUCUGCACUUUGUGAAUAUAGUUUUUAUCAUUUAUCAUCUAUAUUGCCUGUGUUUGUCCUCAAACCCACUCGAGAAGCACUUCCAGAUUUACAUGUAUGUUGUUAUGCUUGUUCAUUAGGGGGAGACAAAUGACUUCAUGUAAAAAAAAAAAAAAAUGCUUUGUGGAAUAUGUAAUAAAUGAUAGUGUGUA
Molecule: messenger RNA, 1611 nt
Organism: Paralichthys olivaceus (Japanese flounder)
Lineage: Eukaryota; Metazoa; Chordata; Actinopteri; Pleuronectiformes; Paralichthyidae
Product: UPF0461 protein C5orf24 homolog
Source: RefSeq, a predicted model, not a curated record